Lasiosphaeria miniovina is the source of this 783-nucleotide messenger RNA. RefSeq names its product Spherulation-specific family 4. The transcript has a single exon. Lineage: Eukaryota; Fungi; Ascomycota; Sordariomycetes; Sordariales; Lasiosphaeriaceae. The coding region runs from base 1 to 783 and encodes 260 amino acids. The record is from RefSeq and is a predicted model, not a curated record.
AUGGAGUCUUCUUCAGUUUCCGCGGUGGAAAGUCAGCGCUUCAUCUUGCUGCCGCUCUACAUCUAUCCUGACACAGCCGCCUGGGAACCUCUCUUUUCCGCUGUCCUGAGACAUCCAAACCUUCAGUUCACCGUGGUCGUGAAUCCAGCAAAUGGUCCAGGGAACCGCCAUGCAACGGACGCCAAUUACACCGCUUCCCUGCUCCGGCUCUCCUCCCUGGCAAACGUCACAAUUCUCGGAUAUGUCUACUGCAGCUACGGGGAGCGCCCCUUGGAGGCGUUGAAGCUCGACAUCAAGACGUACCGCGGAUGGUGCGGCGAGCAAAGCAUACAGGUAGACGGGAUCUUCUUCGACGAGGCACCAUCGGGUGCGGAGCUGGUGGAGUACAUGGCAGAGGUAGCGGAGAACGCACGGGAGACACUCGGGGAUGUGGCGAGAGGAGGCGCAACAACAGUCAUCUACAACCCGGGAGUGUUUGUUGACCAGGCGUACUACUGCUCUGCCGAUUACAUUGCCGUUUUCGAGAACAGGGUGGCCGCGUGGGACUCGGCCUAUGUGUACAGCAACUUGGACGGUCUUCCGGACGAUCUUCGCGCCCGGUCGAUUGCGAUCGGUCACAGCGCGGGGGACACGAGCAUGCAGAUGCAUUUUGCUGAGCAGGUGGCUUGCGAGGCCGGAUUUGCGGGCCAUUUCGCCACUACUGUUGGCGGGUAUACGCAGUGGUGCCCGAACUGGGCGGCAUAUGUGCGCAGGGCGGGUUGCUGGGCUGAGGCCGAGGACUGA